AUGACUAGAACUAACAAAUGGACUGUUCACGAAGCUAAGGCUAACGCUCGUUACUUUACUCGCAAUGGUAACUUCGGUGAGUCUCCAAACAGUGUCAAGAGAGAAGGUUCCGGUAAGGGUAACUGGGGUAAGCCAGGCGACGAGAUUAACGACUUGAUAGACGCCGGCGAAAUCCCACCUAUCUUCAACAAGCAAAGACGCGGAUCCAACAACCAGCAAAACGAACAUAAGUUGGGUAAGGUCCAGAACCGUGAGUUGUAA
Molecule: messenger RNA, 261 nt
Organism: Nakaseomyces glabratus
Lineage: Eukaryota; Fungi; Ascomycota; Saccharomycetes; Saccharomycetales; Saccharomycetaceae
Gene: STF2
Product: ATPase-stabilizing factor family protein
Source: RefSeq, a predicted model, not a curated record